This is a messenger RNA of Vigna angularis (adzuki bean), 838 nucleotides long. RefSeq names its product 60S ribosomal protein L18a-like protein. The record is from RefSeq and is a predicted model, not a curated record. Bases 288 to 578 code for a protein of 96 amino acids. NCBI's taxonomy places the organism in Eukaryota, Viridiplantae, Streptophyta, Magnoliopsida, Fabales, Fabaceae. The transcript is spliced from 5 exons.
CAAGAUAGUGUAUUUGUUUUGUCACUGCAACUGAAGAAGAAAAAAGCUAGAUUUUCGCUUUGUACUAUCCACUUACUUCCCAACAAAUGAACAACGCCGCCAUGUAGAACAGAAGCGCUUCCUGUUUCUUCCCCAGAAGCGCUUCUCUUUUUCAUUUUCCUCUGCUUGAAUUUCGAAGGCUUUUGGGGCAAAUCAUUGUCAUUGUUAUUAUUUUUUAUAUUUCUAUUUAUGUUGUUUAAGCAAGCUAACAACUUUCCUUCUAAGGUAGUACUGAUUUUGGGCUCUAGAUGGAUACAGCUGAACAAAGAAAAGACAAGUAUGCUCCAAUCGGGGAUGCAGAGAACCCUCUACUGGGAAAAUUUGAUAAGCCACUACCAUGUUUUGGGUGUGGAAUUGGAUGGUUCUCUCUUCUGCUAGGAUUUGUUUGUCCAUUAAUGUGGUAUUACGCUACAAUUCUCUACUUUGGAAAUUACUAUCACAAGGAUCCGAGAGAGCGGGCUGGGCUUGCUGCUUCUGCAAUUGCUGCUCUAGUUUUCACAACUGCAGCGGUGAUAACAGUAGCUGUUAUUGUCUUGUAAAUUUUUCUAUCAACUGAUCUAUCUCCAGCUAAGGAGGAAAACAAAAAUCACUUCUAACAUCUGCCCCUACAUGAGAAAGGCAAGCCUGAUGAACCCAUGAUCAAGCUCUAGCUAUUAGGCACCAAAAGUUCAAAGCUAGUUCCAUUUAAUUAUGUGAACAUAGAGCUGCUUCUGCACCCCUUUUUGGAAUUGUGUGUAUAGUAGACAAGGAUGAUAUGAUGUCACUAGAUUUUAUCCAAAAAGAUGGUCCAGUCAACUUA